Messenger RNA from Phodopus roborovskii (desert hamster), 2790 nucleotides. It is a transcript of the gene Ocrl, whose product is annotated as OCRL inositol polyphosphate-5-phosphatase. The record is from RefSeq and is a predicted model, not a curated record. The transcript has 23 exons. Lineage: Eukaryota; Metazoa; Chordata; Mammalia; Rodentia; Cricetidae. Gene Ontology annotation, biological process: signal transduction; phosphatidylinositol dephosphorylation. Gene Ontology annotation, cellular component: membrane; cytoplasm. Bases 44 to 2707 code for a protein of 887 amino acids. Gene Ontology annotation, molecular function: inositol phosphate phosphatase activity; phosphatidylinositol-4,5-bisphosphate 5-phosphatase activity.
AAAAAAUAAGAGAGAGAGAGAGACCCUUGACCAGUGCCUGCAUAUGGUGGAGGGUUUGGAGAUGAAGGGUCCCCUCCGGGAGCCUUGCGCCCUGACCCUAGCCCAGAGGAACGGGCAAUAUGAGUUAAUAAUCCAGUUGCAUGGGAAGGAACAGCAUGUUCAAGAUAUCAUUCCUAUAAAUAGCCACUUCAGAUGUGUUCAAGAAGCAGAAGAAACUCUUUUGAUUGACAUUGCAUCAAACAGUGGCUGCAAAAUUCGGGUACAGGGAGACUGGACCAGAGAGCGCCACUUUGAAAUUCCUGAUGAAGAGCACUGUGUUAAGUUUCUCUCAGAAGUCCUUGCGGCUCAGGAAGCUCAGUCACAGCUUCUUGUUCCAGAACAAAAAGACUCAUCUAGCUGGUACCAGAAAUUAGACACUAAGGAUAAACCUGCAUAUUCAGGGCUGCUUGGAUUUGAGGAUAAUUUUUCAUCUAUGAAUUUAGAUAAAAAAAUGGACACACAAAACCACCCCACAGCAAUUCAUCGGGAACCACCCCCUCCACCUCCUUCAAUGAAUAGAAUGCCUCCACGUGAAAAGGAAGCUUCAAACAAGGAACAGCCCAAAGUGACCAACACUAUGCGGAAGCUAUUUGUACCAAAUACCCAAUCUGGGCAGCGAGAGGGUCUCAUCAAACAUAUCCUUGCAAAGCGAGAAAAAGAAUAUGUCAACCUCCAGUCUUUCAGAUUUUUUGUUGGAACUUGGAAUGUGAAUGGACAGUCUCCAGAUAGCAGCUUAGAACCUUGGCUGAACUGUGAUCCAAAUCCUCCUGAUAUUUACUGCAUUGGAUUCCAAGAGCUGGAUUUGAGCACAGAAGCCUUUUUCUACUUUGAGUCUGUAAAAGAGCAAGAAUGGUCCAUGGCAGUGGAAAGGGGUCUGCCUUCAAAGGCCAAGUACAAAAAAGUUCAACUAGUCCGCCUUGUGGGGAUGAUGCUUCUUAUAUUUGCCAGAAAAGAUCAGUGUCGGUAUAUCCGUGAUGUUGCUACAGAAACAGUUGGAACUGGAAUCAUGGGGAAAAUGGGAAACAAAGGUGGAGUGGCUGUGAGAUUUGUAUUUCAUAACACCACUUUCUGCAUUGUCAAUUCCCACCUGGCUGCCCACGUGGAAGAGUUUGAAAGAAGGAAUCAGGAUUAUAAAGACAUCUGUGCAAGAAUGAGUUUUACGGUCCCCAAUCAGGCUCUCCCACAAUUGAACAUCAUGAAGCAUGAUGUUGUCAUUUGGUUGGGAGACUUGAACUACAGACUUUGCAUGCCCGAUGCCAAUGAGGUGAAAAGUCUUAUUAAUAAAAAUGAUCUUCAGAAGCUCUUGAAAUUCGACCAGUUAAACAUUCAGCGCACACAGAAAAAAGCCUUUGUGGAUUUCAAUGAAGGGGAAAUCAAGUUUAUUCCCACUUACAAGUAUGAUUCUAAAACUGACAGAUGGGAUUCCAGUGGAAAAUGCCGAGUUCCAGCCUGGUGUGACCGAAUUCUUUGGAGAGGAAUAAAUAUUAAUCAGCUUCAUUACCGAAGUCACAUGGAGCUCAAAACUAGUGACCACAAGCCUGUUAGCGCCCUGUUCAACAUUGGGGUGAAGGUUGUCGAUGAACGGAGGUAUCGGAAGGUCUUUGAAGAUAUUGUACGCAUUAUGGACAGAAUGGAAAAUGACUUCCUUCCUUCGUUAGAACUUAGUAGGAGAGAGUUUAUGUUUGAGAAUGUGAAGUUUCGACAGCUGCAAAAGGAGAAGUUCCAGAUCAGCAACAAUGGACAGGUUCCCUGCCAUUUUUCUUUCAUCCCUAAACUUAAUGACAGCCAAUACUGCAAGCCAUGGCUUCGAGCUGAACCUUUUGAGGGCUACUUGGAGCCAAAUGAGACAGUGGACAUUUCUCUUGAUGUAUACGUCAGCAAAGACUCUGUAACCAUCCUGAACUCUGGUGAAGAUAAGAUUGAAGAUAUUCUUGUCCUUCAUUUGGCCAGAGGCAAAGAUUACUUCUUGACCAUCAGUGGAAAUUACCUUCCAAGCUGCUUUGGAACAUCCUUAGAGGCUUUGUGUCGAAUGAAAAGACCAAUCCGAGAAGUUCCUGUCACCAAACUCAUAGACUUGGAAGAAGACAGCUUCCUAGAAAAGGAGAAAUCCCUUCUGCAGAUGGUCCCCUUGGAUGAAGGUGCCAGUGAGCGACCCCUUCAGGUUCCCAAGGAGAUCUGGCUUCUAGUAGAUCACUUAUACAGAUAUGCCUGCCACCAGGAGGACCUGUUCCAAACCCCUGGAAUGCAAGAGGAGUUACAGCAGAUCAUCGAUUGUCUGGAUACCAGUAUUCCUGAGACAAUCCCUGGCAGUAACCACUCUGUGGCUGAAGCACUGCUUAUUUUCCUGGAAGCCCUGCCAGAGCCGGUCAUCUGUUAUGAGCUGUAUCAGCGCUGUCUCGAUUCUGCUCAUGAUCCACGCAUCUGCAGACAGGUAAUUUCCCAGCUUCCAAGAUGCCAUAGAAAUGUUUUCCGCUACUUGAUGGCAUUCCUUCGUGAACUCCUAAAAUUCUCGGAGUACAACAAUGUCAGCGCCAACAUGAUCGCUACUCUCUUCACUAGCCUUCUCCUAAGACCUCCACCAAACCUCAUGGCAAGACAGACUCCAAGUGACCGCCAGCGUGCCAUCCAGUUCCUUCUGGGCUUCCUGCUAGGGAGCGAGGAAGACUAAGUCUUUCCUUAUCUAAGAUUCUAGAAAAAGAAAAUCUUGGGCUCCAAGUAUUUCAGGAAUAUUUGAAAAAGUCAUGACACACA